AUGGGGGCUGAGAGCGGAACGGGACGAUGGUGGGCAGCGGUUUGUGCGAGCUAUGCGCUGGUGGCACUGGUGGCAGGUUCUCUGCUGCCUCUUGACACCGAGCAUCUUCGAGCCAGCGUCGGUGGCUUCGCGGUCAUGAAUUGCCACCUCGAUUUUCCCUUCGGCAAUGAGAUUCCUUAUCAUUUACAAUGGGAUAAAGAUGGCGAGACCAUCUUCUCGUGGUACAGCGGGGACGAGGCGCCGCGUGUGGCGGACCGGUGGGGCGGGCGGGUGCGGCGGCUGGGCGGCGGCCAGCUGGGGCUCGGCCGCGGCUCCAUCAACGUGAGCGCCGUGCGCGAGACCGACGCCGGCCUCUACCGUUGCCGAGUCACCUUUCCUAACCGUUCGCCGCCCGCUCGUAAUAACGGCACCUUCUACUAUCUGGAGGUGGACGGUGGAAAUCUAAUUGUGACCCCUCCGAUGAACAGUACUGUACUAGAAGGUGAGCGCGCCGAGCUCGAAUGCUUACCUAAAGACCCCGAGUCUGUAGUGCAGUGGUACAAGGAUGGCGUGCUGCUCAGCGAGCUCCCCGAGUUGGCGGAACGCUCGGAGCUUCCUCCGAACGGCAGUCUGGUGAUACGCCUCGCGGUCAGCACCGACCUCGGCGAGUACCAAUGUCGCUUGAGUGCACCCGAUGGACAGAUGCAAAGCGCCAGUGCAUUUCUCGACGUACAGUAUAAGGCUAAAGUGGUCUAUUCACCCAAAGAGCGUUAUCUCCCGUUCGGCAAACCUGCGAGUCUAGAUUGUCAUUUUAGCGCAAAUCCACCUUUGACUAAUCUACGAUGGGAGAAAGACGGCUUCCUUUUCGACCCUUACAACGUGCCUGGCGUGUUUUAUAGCAUGAACGGCAGUCUAUUAUUUAAUCGAGUAGACGAAUCGCAUGAGGGCGUGUACUCGUGCACGCCGUACAACGCGCUGGGUUCGGAGGGCGCAUCGGCGGGCGUGCGCGUACGUGUGUCGCGCGCGCCGGCGCUGGCGCUGCGCCCGGCGCCGCUGUACCUGGCGCGGCUCGGCGCCUCGCUGGCGCUGCCCUGCGCCGCCGCGCCGCAGCCGCACGCCGCGCCCUCGCUGCGCUGGGCCCGGAAGGAUGGCAGUGAACUACCGGUGGGUCGACAUUCACUUGAUGACGGUAAUCUUACGAUCAUUGAUAUUGAGGAGGAAGACCGUGGCGUGUACGUGUGCACAGCUACCAACGAGGCAGACGAGGUCUCCGUCGAGACCGAGUUGCUCAUAGAGAACGUGCCGCCGCGCGCGCCCUACAACUUAACAGCGCUACCUUCCGUUGAUUCAAUACACGUGUCGUGGGUUCCAGGUCACAAUGGUCUCGAGGUCGAUUACAAUGUUUGGUAUCGCGAGCGUUCUGUUAGUGAGUGGCGCACUAUGAAGAUUCUGACAAAGGGUGUUACCGAUGCGACGCUAGUGGGCUUGCAACCUUCCACAGAAUACGAGUUACGAAUAUUGUCCCAGGAUCACAUAGGCGACGGCCUCUUUAGCAAGCCGAUCUUCGUUCGUACGCUUGAUCCAGAAGGAGGCGAAGAUCAGGCCACCGCGUACGCGGCCUCGGCGACUGAGAGCACCAUGACCGCAGACGCCGAGGAGGAGAUGGAAGUGACCGUGCGUCUCAUCGACGAGGGCGCGCUAGUGCGCUGGAGCCGCGCGCCGCUCGACGACAGCCGCUGCACCGUGCGCUGGUACCGCGGCGACGAGCGCGAGCUGCUCGCCUCCUGGCACACGCACCACGACUAUCUCCUGGUGGGCUCGGUGGAGGAGGGCGUAGAGUAUGAGGCGCGCGUGCAGUGCGUGAGCGGGGUGCGCGGCGGCGCGGCGGUGCGCGUGCCGCAGUACGCGCGCAUGCGCGGCGUGGCGGCGGCCGCGGCGGCCGCGGCGCUGCUGCUGGCCGCGCUGGCCGCCGCGCUGUGGCUCGCCCGCCACCGCCUGCGCACCUGCACACGCCGACACACGCGCCAGCACUCGCACCAGCACACGCGCCAACACGCUCUCCCCGUCAAGCGCCCCCACUGA
Molecule: messenger RNA, 2061 nt
Organism: Parnassius mnemosyne (clouded apollo)
Lineage: Eukaryota; Metazoa; Arthropoda; Insecta; Lepidoptera; Papilionidae
Source: the annotation of a GenBank genome assembly